Messenger RNA from Desarmillaria tabescens, 3372 nucleotides. RefSeq lists its product as uncharacterized. The transcript is spliced from 6 exons. Bases 19 to 3279 code for a protein of 1086 amino acids. Gene Ontology annotation, cellular component: mitochondrial outer membrane. The record is from RefSeq and is a predicted model, not a curated record. Gene Ontology annotation, molecular function: ATP binding; ATP hydrolysis activity. NCBI's taxonomy places the organism in Eukaryota, Fungi, Basidiomycota, Agaricomycetes, Agaricales, Physalacriaceae.
CUCCGGCUGUCGGCGUGAAUGCAGCCCCAAUCGCUCCUUCCAAGGUCCAGGUCUCUCAUUAGGACUGUCAAGGGCCUUCAUUUAUCCUCUACUCGAUUUGCCCGGUCCUACGCGAAAGAACGGACUCCACGUCAAAAUACCGGCACUCGACUGGUAUCUUCAUCUUCAUCACCCGGAGAACCUUCAUCGCUGCAGGAACCUCCAAAGAAUCCAUCCCAAGACCCUCCGCCUCCAGAAAAACCAGAGCGACCAUCUAGACGUAAAACUAACAGCAGCACCGCGGCACCCGCACCACCCAUCGAAUCCGUUGACCUUCCACCAGGCUUGGAUAUUUUAUGGACCCCAACAGAGCUGCCAGAUGGUGAAUCUAUGAAUGCAGCUUGUUUACCUCCCCCAGAAAUCCUAGAGGAGGCUCUGAAUAAUCUGCAUAUCACCCUUCAUCCACAAACACAGAAUCGUGCUGUAUAUGCAUCUCCUCAAGGACCACCCACGGAACCUACCCUUGCACUUUAUUGUCCAAUAGAAGGAGGUGACUAUGUGGUCGAUGCCACCGUGAAGGAACUAGCACGUAGGACUGGUUCUGAAGUCGUUGUUCUUGAUGCAGUACAGCUCGCAGCAGGAGAAUGGGGCGACUUUGGCAAAGCUGCAAACUUUCUUCAGUUACCGAAGAAUCCGCUACACUUUCGUGCUUCAAUGGCAUCAUCUUCCCGUCCUACUAUGGCCGAGGAAGAAGACGACGACGACGCUGGCCCAUUUUCGUCUGGGCAAAUGACGGUUACACUCAUGUCUCCUUCCAGUGCUCGGGGCUCAGCGGUAGUGUCCAGUUCAAAAACCAUCCCGCCGAACAAAACAAAGAUGUUCUUCGAUGCCCUCGUAAACAUACCUUCCGACCAGCCUACUUCCACCCCUCGAAUCAUUUAUGUUCGCGAUUUCCCCACAUUGGCACCGACUUCAUCUACUUGGUACCGUCCUCUUCUAACUGCUGUCCGUCAACGUAGACGCGGUCCAAUAUCAUCCCCUUCAUCACCUAUAUGCAACCCGAUGACUAUCAUAUUCGGUAUCACACCACCAAUAACACCUCCUGAAGUCCUUGUGCCACCUUCCUCUCCAAGCCCAAAUAUUCUGAGUCUACUAAUGAACCGCAACCCUUCUGCCUCGUUGGUGACCUCUGCCCCCAAACCCGGUCGGACAGAUUGGAGUGAGGAUGAAGUCGCAGACAAGGCUAGGGAGGCUCGACUGCGCCGACGACUGAAAAAAUGGGAAAAAGGUGACGCUUCUAUUCUCGAAGAACUUCCAACAUUGGUCAAUGAAGAUAACAAUGACUCGGAUUCGAAGAGACCUGAGGUCAUCGUUCUUGGGGGUAACAUGUCAAUACCUUUACCCGGUCUUCAGCCCCUGUCAAACCGAAGCAAUUCAGACUCUGCGGACACCAGAUCGCCAUUUUUCCGGACUUCGAUCCUCGUUCCCAGUGUUCGUUCAAUUCCAGACGAACGGGAUUGCCGAAUAGCGCGGAGAAGGGAGAUCAACGAAUUGACGAUACGCAUGGCGAUAGGAGCCAUAGGUGGCGCUCUGGAUGCUGAAGGGGCUGAGAGUCACCUACUAAGAGAGACAGAGAAAAACGAGGACGAAGACAAUAAGGUGGACGCAGAAAAAUCUGAUCUGGAGUCUAUGAUUGAUCACGAACAAAUGUGGGAUGACUGGGGAAAACGGGUGGAGUUAUGGAUGACUGUCCGGCAUAUUGCUGACCGUGCUGUUGGAAGCGUCGUAGCUGACCGUUCAGCAGCCGCUCAGAGCGAGAGACCAUCACUGGAGCCUACAUCCGUCUCCUGGGACGCAGUUGCCCGUGCUUGGUCUGGUCACCGGCUGUCCAGGAAUCUCCGGAAAUCUUGGAUGAAAGACGCCCUUCCCGUUACCCGAACGAAAAAUGACCAAGAUGAGGAUGAAGACGAACCAGAUCAAGAGGAGAAGCCAGAGUCCAUCGACGAAGUGGUGGAUAGGCUGAAAAACGAUCCUGAUCUUGAUGGACAUGAACAGCGUUUGUUACCAUGCAUUGUCAAUACAGCUGCAAUGCCUACAACUUUCAGCCAGGUUCACCUUCCGACAAAUACAAUCGACUCUGUACGGACUAUUGUGUCUCUUCCAUUACUGCACCCGGAAGCCUUCCAGCAAGGCAUCUUGAAAGAGCAUACCAUCACUGGCUGUCUGCUAUUUGGACCUCCGGGAACGGGUAAGACUCUUGUUGUUCGAGCGCUAGCCAAGGAAGCUGGUUGCCGCAUGAUGGCUAUAUCGCCUUCGGAUGUCAUGGACAUGUACGUUGGAGAAGGCGAGAAACUUGUCAGGGCUGUUUUCUCCCUUGCUCGAAAGCUGUCACCUUGUGUUGUUUUCCUAGACGAAAUUGAUGCUCUUCUCGGCGCUCGUUCGUCAGGUCGAGAUAGCGGCAGUUCUAUCGCUUACCGUGGCGUUAUAACGGAGUUCAUGCAGGAAAUGGAUGGUUUGAAAACGUUGAAGGACUCUAACGUUAUUGUUAUCGGUGCUACAAACCGUCCGUUUGAUUUAGAUGACGCCGUUUUACGCCGUCUACCGCGUCGUUUGCUCGUGGACCUGCCAGGUGAAAAGGAGCGGGAAGAGAUACUAAAAAUCUUGCUGAGACACGAGACGCUAGAUCCUGAUGUUGACAUCAAGGAUCUGGCGAAACGAACGGAGAGUUUUUCUGGAUCUGACUUGAAGCAUUUAUGUGUUUCUGCCGCUGUCGACGCUGUCAAGGAGCACGUUGAAUUGCCGUGGUUGGUAUCAGCGAAAGCUGACCAACCAGUCGACAAUUCAGGUGCUCCAGUUGACGUAAAGUUGGCUGAAACGACUACAUCAAAGGUUAAGCGGAGAAAGAAAUCUGAUCCUCAAGAAACAUCGGCAUUAGCAUUUGAGGAGAGCGGUUCAGAGCCUGCAGAGACCAACAAUCCGGAGAGUGAGGAGAGCAAGUUGGAGUCGGCAGAGACCAUACCUGCAGGAGAGGAGACUAUCAUACGGACGUUAUCUUAUCGCCAUUUUGCCAAGGCCCUCAAGGAGAUUACGCCAUCUUCUUCUGAAGCCACAGGGACGCUGGCAGCUCUACGCAAGUGGAAUGAAGAAUUUGGAGAAGGACGGCGAGAUCGCAAGCGACGGCAGAUAUGGGGCAAGGGCCGCUUUGGCUUCACUGAUCCCGCCAACUUCGUGGAGGAGGAUGGCAGAGUUCUUCCUACUAACGCUCUUUCAAAGUCAUCUGGAAGUACGGGGAGUGAUUAAUUAGGAGUAUUGUAUCGGAUUAUUUGACGUCUAUCAUGAUAUCACUAGAAACACCAUACUUAAAUACGCCGUACCAUACAAAGCACAUUUAUC